AUGGGGUGCGCGCAGGGCAAGUGCUGCCUGCCGCGGCACCCGAGGAGGGGCUCCUCCGCCGCCAUCGGCGGCGGCGGGCGCGGCGACCACGGCGGCGCCACGCUCGGCCGCGCCGCGGUGCCCGGGGCCGGUCUGGUGCUGGAGUACGCCGCGCUGGCCGUGGCGGGGCUCUACCCGGACUCCCCGGCCCGGGAGUCCCAGGACGCACACCUCGUCACCACGCGCUUCGCGGGAGACCCGAACCUCCACCUCUUCGCCGUCUUCGACGGCCACGGCGCCGCCGGUGCCGCCUGCUCCGGGUUCGCGCGGGACGCGCUCCCGCGCCUCCUCCUCGCGUCGCUCUCCCUCGCCGGCGCCGGCGCCGCCGACCCCGCCGCCGCGUUCCGCGAGGCCAUGCUGGGCGCCAACGCCGAGAUGCACGCCGCGCCCGGGGUCGACGACUCCAUGAGCGGCACCACCGCCGUGGCCGCCCUCGUCGCCGGCGGCGCGCUCCACGUCGCCAACGUCGGCGACUCGCGCGCCGUCGCCGGGGUCUGGCGCGCCGGCCGCGUCGUCGCCGAGGACCUCUCCUGGGACCAGACCCCGUUCCGCGCCGACGAGCGCGCGCGCGUCAAGGCCUGCGGCGCCCGGGUCAUGUCCGUCGAGCAGGUGGAGGGCAUGCGCGACCCGGAGGCCGAGGGCUGGGCGCCCGACGAGGGGGACCCGCCCCGCGUCUGGGCGCGCGACGGCCUCUACCCCGGCACCGCCUUCACCCGCAGCCUCGGGGACCUCGCCGCCGAGGCCGUCGGGGUCGUCGCCGAGCCGGAGGUCAAGAGCGUCGAGAUCACUCCAUCGCACCUUUUCUUCGUUGUCGCCAGCGAUGGCGUCUUCGAGUUCCUCUCCAGCCAGGAAGUUGUUGACAGGGUUGCUACGUAUCAAGAUCCUCGAGAUGCCUGUUCAGCAAUUGCUGCAGAGUCAUACAAACUAUGGCUGGAGCACGAAAACAGGACAGAUGAUAUAACAAUAAUCAUCGUGCAUAUCCGAGACAUGGAAAAUUCAGGUCCUGCAGGGAGUGACAAAGCGGACUACGAUAGCGUCGGGGCAUCAAUAGCUGUGCACACAAUACAGUCAGAGAUACCUGUAUUUGUACAAUCAGAAGCAAGUCACAUGAACAGAUCUGCUGCUACCGGAAUGCAAUCACCGUCUUCUGGCUCUCCAACAGAACGAAGCCUCUCAUGUGUUGCUCCUUCCCCUACGCACCCUUUGCUGAUACAUGGCCGAAUAUCAGAUGCUUCCAAGCCUGUGCAAAGUGAGCAGCGAGCUGCAUCACAACCGGGAUCUAACCGUGCCAUGGAUGUGAUAUUUGCCAGCAGCAAAUCUCGUGUUGUUGCUCGUGUUUUGGUAGAGCACCUGCUGCUGCCGACGAUGCAAGGUUUCUGA
Molecule: messenger RNA, 1419 nt
Organism: Miscanthus lutarioriparius
Lineage: Eukaryota; Viridiplantae; Streptophyta; Magnoliopsida; Poales; Poaceae
Source: the annotation of a GenBank genome assembly